This is a messenger RNA of Salvelinus fontinalis (brook trout), 1852 nucleotides long. It is a transcript of the gene fhl2a, whose product is annotated as four and a half LIM domains 2a. Gene Ontology annotation, cellular component: Z disc; nucleus. Gene Ontology annotation, molecular function: transcription coregulator activity. The transcript is spliced from 6 exons. NCBI's taxonomy places the organism in Eukaryota, Metazoa, Chordata, Actinopteri, Salmoniformes, Salmonidae. The coding region runs from base 508 to 1347 and encodes 279 amino acids. The record is from RefSeq and is a predicted model, not a curated record.
AUAGACAGUAUCGGGUUGGGAAAACAAGGGAAAGCAAAUACAGAGGAAAAGAGAGAGAGGGGUUGGGGAUAGGGAGAGAGGGAAGAAGAGAGAUCUAGCGAGAGAUGAGAGGGUGAAUAAGAAUAAGAGGGGAAGAGAGAAGGAAUUUAAGAAAGUGAGGGGGGACAUUCUCAAGUUCUCCUGUUUUUCCUUUGCCUACUUAUAUGGUCAAACCAUGACGGUGGAAUCAGUGGGCAAGAGGGGAGUAGGUCAGAACUCAGAAAGAAAGAGAGAGGGAAGAAUGAGAGCGAGAGGAAAGUGGUGAGAAGUGUAGAGGAGAGAGGUAUGCAGUGUCGUGUGCUUGGGACAUUGGGGACUUCCGGCCACACACGCGAACAAACAAACACACACACACACACACACCACUGGUCAGCAGAGUGACAGGCCAAGCACAGAGAGGGAUAUCUCAAGGGUUUAUCAGGGGCUGGACUGCUAACAGCUGCAAAACGUGGGAUUACCGGUGCCAAGAUGACGGAGCGCUAUGACUGCCACUACUGUAAGGAAUCCCUGUUCGGGAAGAAGUACGUCCUGAGAGAGGAGAACCCAUACUGUGUCAAAUGCUACGAGAGCCUGUACUCAAACACCUGUGAGGACUGCAAGAAACCCAUCGGCUGCAACACCAGGGACCUUUCCUAUAAGGACCGCCACUGGCACGAGGAGUGUUUCCAGUGCUUCCAGUGUAAACGCUCUCUGGUGGACAAGCCCUUCUCCACCAAGGAUGACCAGCUGCUCUGCACUGAGUGCUACUCCAAUGAGUACUCCUCCAAGUGCCACGAGUGCAAGAAGACCAUCAUGCCUGGCUCCAGGAAGAUGGAGCAUAAGGGUAACAGCUGGCAUGAGACCUGCUUCACCUGCCAGCGUUGCCAGCAGCCCAUCGGCACCAAGAGCUUCAUCCCCAAGGAGAACCACAACUUCUGUGUGCCCUGCUACGAGAAACAGUUUGCCAUGCAGUGUGUGCACUGCAAGAAGCCCAUCACUACUGGCGGGGUGACCUAUCGCGACCAGCCCUGGCAUAAGGACUGCUUCUUGUGCACCGGCUGCAAGCAGCAGCUGUCUGGCCAGCGCUUCACCUCCCGUGACGACUUUGCCUACUGCCUCAACUGUUUCUGCAACCUGUAUGCCAAGAAGUGUACUUCCUGCACCACCCCCAUCAGCGGUCUGGGUGGCAGUAAGUACAUCUCCUUUGAAGAGCGUCAGUGGCACAACGACUGCUUCAACUGUAAGAAGUGCGCCGUCUCCCUGGUGGGCCGGGGUUUCCUCACCGAGCGUGACGACAUCCUGUGCCCCGAGUGUGGCAAAGACAUCUGAUUGGCAGGCAGCGAGUGGCCGACACGUCUGAUUGGAUAGUAGCGAAACAACCAGGAAGUAACAACGGCCUAUCAGAGCACAACUGUAUAUAUAUACACACACAGUUGAAGUCGGAAGUUUACAUACAUCUUAGCCUAAUACAUUUAAACUAAAUCCUAGUAAAGAUUCCCUGUCUUAGGUCAGUUAGGAUCACCGCUUUAUUUUAAUAAUGUGAAAUGUCAGACUAAUGGUAGAGAGAAUGAUUUAUUUCAGCUUUAAUUUAUUUCAUCACAUUCCUAGUGCUUCAGAAGAUUACAUACACUCAAUUAGUAUUUGGUAGCAUUGCCUUUAAAUUGUUUAACUUGGGUCAAACAAUUCGGGUAGCCUUCCACAAGAUUCCACAAUAAGUUGGGUGAAUUUUGGCCCAUUCCUCCUGACAGAGCUGGUGUAACUGAGUCAGGUUUGUAGGCUUCCUUGCUCUCAAACGCUUUUUCAGUUCUGCCCACAAAUUCAGUUCUGCCACUCC